Messenger RNA from Penicillium longicatenatum, 1071 nucleotides. Its product is annotated as aldo/keto reductase. NCBI's taxonomy places the organism in Eukaryota, Fungi, Ascomycota, Eurotiomycetes, Eurotiales, Aspergillaceae. The coding region runs from base 1 to 1071 and encodes 356 amino acids. The record is from RefSeq and is a predicted model, not a curated record. The transcript has a single exon.
AUGACAUCUCAGACCGUUCCCGAUAAGCAAGAUGCGCGUCCAAAAGCGUCACCGCAAAUGCAGUACCGCCGCCUCGGAAACAGUGGUCUGAAAGUCUCCAGAAUAAUCCUCGGCUGCAUGACCUACGGCAACCCAAGCUGGGAAGGAUCACCCUGGGUUCUGGACGAGGAAAAGUCUCUACCAUUGCUAAAGAAAGCAUUCGACAUGGGAAUCAACACAUUCGACACCGCAAAUACCUACUCGAAUGGCCAGUCAGAAACAAUACUUGGUAAUGCCUUGAGAAAAUACUCCAUCCCGCGAAGCAGAGUAGUAAUCAUGACGAAGAUAUACUACCCUGUCCUGGAGGAUGAACCUGAUUCACGACCCAAUCCCGCAAUCAACGAUGGAACUUUGGUGAACCAGAUGGGAUUAAGCCGGAAGCAUAUCUUCGAUGCAGUAGAGGGAUCCCUGCGACGAUUGAGCACCGAUUACAUCGACGUGCUCCAACUACACCGACUCGACUCCGAAACGCCGGCCGAGGAGAUCAUGCGAGCGCUACAUGAUCUAGUCUGCAUGGGCAAAGUCCGGUAUUUGGGCGCAUCGAGUAUGCAUUGUUGGCAAUUCGCGCGGCUGCAAUAUACAGCGAAGCUGAACGGGUGGACACCUUUCGUUAGUAUGCAGGGACUUUACAAUCUUCUUUAUCGCGAGGAGGAGCGGGAGAUGAAUCCUUUCUGUGAUGCGGAGGGUGUUGGGCUGAUUCCUUGGAGCCCUCUUGCGAGAGGCCUUCUGGCGAGGUCUUGGCAGGAGAAAUCUGCUCGUGCGGAUCAGGAUGAGAAAGCGAAGCGCUGGUUUAUUGGGGAUCAGAACGAGAUGAUUGUUAAUCGGGUUGAAGAGCUUGCGCGUAGUAAAGGUUGUGCCAUGAGCUCUAUAGCGAUGACUUGGUUGUUACAAAAGGGGGCUUGUCCGAUUGUUGGGCUAAGCACUAUUACGAGGAUAGAGGCUGCAUUGGAGGCGUUGGAUGUAGAGCUGACGUUGGAUGAAGUGCGAUAUCUCGAGGAGCCUUAUCGGUCUUUAGCCGUGCAAGCAAUCUAG